AAAUUAACACAAUGCUGUCAAUCAACUAUACUUCAAUAAAAUGCAUUUUUUAAAAGUUAAAAAAACACAAGGAAUUAAUUCCAACUCACCAAAUAUUGAGCAAAUAAAUACUGUGUUUCACAUUAUGGAAGUGAGUGGAAAAUGAACUAGGUUGUGAUUUCUGUCCUAUAAGGACUCAUACGUAAAGAUGUCAAUGACAAAAGAUGCUGAGUAUGUUGGUGGUAUGUAUAAAAGAUCUUGAGAGAGCAAGUACACCUGGUUUGGGGUUUGUACAUAGUAAGGGGAAAGGAGAGCAAAAAAAGGAUUGUCAGUGAUAAAAUAAUUUAGGUUGAAUUACGAAUAGGAUUUAUUGGGUAAACCAGCACAUAGUUUCUUUGGGAUAAGGAGUGAAACUUUGGCAGUGACACCAGAUCUCUGAGUAGCAGCCUGACCAUUAUUCUGAGUUGUUUACGUGUUGCACAGAAACAAGCACUGUGGGAAGGGAUGGACAGAGCUCAAGUAGGCUUAGGCUGAGUGUAGUCUAGAAUAUAUUUUAGCUAUUAGCACUUCCAUGAAGUUAUUUACUCUCUGAGUCUGUUUCCUCAAUCACGAAUUGGAGAUAAACCUAUUUGUAGGGUUAGUGUGAGGAUAACUAAACAAUGUAUAUAAAACUUACAUGAAAUCUUGGUUUAUGUUAAUAUACUUUACUACUCCUUUGUCUUCUAAAGCCCCUUGCGUGUAGACAAUCGAUACAUUUAUUGAUUUGACUUAAAGUGUCUUGGGAUAAUAGAGAGAAUACAAAUAAAUUGGUAGUAAAUUGGUUGUAGUGGCUGGAGGAGGAUUGGCAUAAGGAGGGAACUUAGAUUCUGUUUCUUAUUUUGAAAUCUAAAUUGGGUGAAAAGGUAGCUCUUACAGCCAAUAGCUGUUGGGAAGAUCCCCUACAGGAGGGCAUGGCAACCCACUCCAGUGUUCUUACCUGGAGAAUCCCCAUGGACAGAGGAGCCUGGCAGGCUGCAUACAGUCCCCGGGGUUGCAAAGAGUGGGACACAAGUGAGCGACUAAGCACACAUAGCCAAUAGCCAGCAGCUUAACUUGCCCUGGAGAGCUUAGAUUGAGAAAAAAAAGUAUUUAGUGUUUACAUUGGAAAGGUAUUUGGCAAGACAUAGGAGGUUUAAGGAGUGCGGGGGAGCAACCUACACUUGAAGGUAUGUUACAUAAUGUAUAUCUCCGUAGAACAAGCUUCCAAAAGAAUCUGCUGCUUGAAUAUCAGCUGCUGUUCAUCAGGCAGCUCAAAAUGUUUUGGUUGUUUGUCUCGCCCCAUUAACCUUGGCCACAUUCUGGUGCUACAGUAAUGUCUGUCCUGUUAGAAUCUUUCCCAGUUUACCAAUUUCUUGCUUUUAACAAAUAGAUCUGAGCCACCCUCAGAGAAUCCAUUAUAUUUUUGAAGAAUUAAUGUGGCUUGGAUCAAGUGUUAAUAUCAACUUUUCUUCCCCUAAUGCAGUACUUAAAGCAGUUUACAUUGUCUGGCUAAUCUCAUGGAGGAUAAAUAAGGACUUUUAAAAAGCAGAAUUUUUUUAAAAAACUUUUAUUGUGGACAAUUUCAAAUGUAUACAGAAAUAGAAUGAAAUAAUGAGCUCCAUGUGCCCAUCACUCAGCUUACGCAAUCAUCAGUUUUGGGGGCCAAUCUCCUUUUGGCUAAUCCCUACCACACCCUUAGCAAGUUUUGGUAAAUACCUACCUUUAGUGGUAGAUAGAGACAAGAGAGCACAAGGCAGCUAAAUUUAGGAAGGUAAACCAAGUCAGAGAAAAGGAAAAGAUGGAUGUCUUGGCUGAUGUGAGUUAUCAAGCAAACAGGUUCUUCUGUGCCUUUGUCCUUUUCCUUUUAGUGGUUGGUUAAUGCUAAAAACUAAUUCUUGUUGUUAAUACACCCACUUUCAGACUGAAUUUUACCCUUUUGUUCUUCCUAUUUGUUUUUUCCCCUGAAGGUGUCUACAUUCUUUAUUUUUAUUUGCUUUUCACCCAUGUCAAAAUGUUGAGAGGUCUGUGCCAGGGCAUGAAAUUAAGUUUGCCCUGGGACCAAACCACUCACCUGGAGAUGUCUUUGUGACCAUCUGGACUACAGACUAGAAGAAAUUGUUUUUACCUUUAUGGCAGGUUAUUCAAAAUAAGCUUUGUUGCCAUUUUAGCUGUAAAGUCUAGUCCUCGCCAGUACUUAUUUAAAAUUAUUUAGUCAAAAAUCUGAUUGCAAGGUUUAACCACUUGGCUAGAUUUGAGCACUUUGGAGCUUAGAUUCUGUGGGAAAAUCUUUAACUAGCUUUCUAUAAAUUGAAAUUGAUUAUCAGGAUUUAAAAAACUUAAUUUUCUAGAAAUUAUAAAAAAUUGGCACUCUUUUCAUGUAAAAAGUACUGUAAAAGAGUUAAAAAAAAAAAAAGACCUUGAGCAGAGUUUGACUUUUUUUUUUUUUUUUUUCUGGACUGAAAUGGAGGCUUUCUUUCAAGCGAAUUCCCUGAUGUUUGCUGUGUGUGAUUUGGCUCUAUCUCUGUAACUGCUAAUAUGUGGCGUGGACUUUAAGCUGUUUGGGAUCAGGAUGUGCCCAAACUCUGUAUUGCAAGUCGGGAUUCGCAGGCAUUAUGUUACAAAACUGGCUUGCUGCCUUCUGUUUUCUGUGUUCUGAGUAGCUGCAUUGUUUGUUGCAGUAUAUGCACAAGCUGUUGUCAGUGUUGUUUCCUGCAGGCUGACAUAGUGGGAGGGGCUUUGUUUGAUACAUAGCUGAGUUUCCACUGUGUGAGUUCUUGAGUGCACACUGCAGCCAUCUUAAUUACACUUUAGUGCAACUGAGACAGUGCAGCUGUCUCAAAAUGGCUGCUAACCUGGUCUUUGUAACUGCUUAGGCAGCCACUAUGCCACUGAGGAGACCUGCCACAUGCAUCAGGACCAGAGAUUCAAAAUGGAUAGUAUAGAAGAACCUCAAAGAAAAGUCUUUAAGGCUCGAAAAACAAUGAGAGUGAGUGAUCGUCAGCAACUGGAAGCAGUGUACAAGGUCAAGGAAGAGCUGUUGAAAACUGAUGUCAAGCUGUUAAAUGGCAACCAUGAAAAUGGAGAUUUGGACCCAACCUCACCUUUGGAAAAUAUGGACUAUCUUAAUGACAAGGAAGAGGUGAAUGGCAUUGAGGAUCUUUGUUUUGAUUCUGAAAAAAGUAAAGCAGAAUGGAAAGAAACACCCUGUACCUUAAAUGUUCACGUAAAAAGCAAGCAGGAUGAUGACUUAAAGUGUGAACCUUUGUCUGCAAAUAAUGUAAGUCCAGAUCUAGCCUCUAAACUGGCUACUGAACCAUCUUCUGGUGAUUCAGCUUCUGAUCUGGCUACUGGAGGUCUGGAGUCUGGAGAUUCUGUCUCUGGAGACCUGGCCUCUGAAGCAUUAACCUCUGGUGAUCCUGCUUCUGGUGACCCUAUCUCUGGUGAUCUUGCCUCUGGUGGAAUAGUCUCCAGUGAACUGGUCUCCAGUGAGCCAGUUUCUAAUGAACUGGUCUCCAGUGAACCAGCCCCUGGUGAGUCGGUCUCCACUGAACCAGUCUCCAGUGAUUCAGCGUGUGAUGAUCUGGCCUCUGGUGAUCUUGCCUCUGAAUCACUGGCCCCUGAUGAUCCAGGCUCUGGUGAUCUGACUUCUAGUGAUCCAGCUUUUGGUGAUUCAGCCUCUGGUAAUCCAGCCUCUGGUGAACCAACUUCUGAUGAACCAACUUCUGAGACAGCCUUUGACCCCACCUUUGACCCAAGUUCGGUACCAGCCUGUGAACCAGUUCCUGAAACUGAUAAUACACAGCCCAGUAGCAAUAAAGGUGAUGAUUUUCUUCAACAAAAUAGAGACAAUGAAAAGUUAGAUCAAAUUUUCUCAUUUGACGAGAAAAAUAAAGCUGAUAGUAAUAGUGAUGCUGAUGCAGAAGCUCUCGAAACAGAUGAUACAAUUAUUUGUUCAGAUCUGUCUCCUGAAAAGAAGUUAGAAGAAGAUGCAAUCACAGAAUCUGCUCUUGGAGAGGAGGCUAUAUCUAGCAGUGUGGAGAUUGACCAAAGUGAAAAGAAUGAAGAAGAAAAUUCUGCAGACCUUAUAGAAACCAUUAGUGAAGAUGUUAUAAAAGAUGACAAAAAUGAGAAUAUCCUAGAAAAUACAGAUUCUAUGGAGACAGAUGAAAUCAUUCCUAUUUUGGAAAAGCUUGCACCUGCUGAAGAUGAACUCACUUGCUUUUCUAAAGCUUCUCUCCUUCCAAUUGAUGAGUCAAGUCCAGAUUUGGAAGAAAAGAUGGAAGGUUCUUUUGGUUCACCAUCUAAACAAGAAAGUAGUGAGAGCUUGCCAAAAGAAGCCUUUUUGGUCCUCUCUGAUGAAGAGGAUAUUUCGGGUGAAAAGGAUGAGUCUGAAGUUACAUCACAAAAUGAGACGUGCUCUCCAGAAGUAGAAAGCAAUGAAAAGGACAGCAAACCUGAGGAGGAAGAGCAAGUAAUACGUGAAGAUGAAAGACCUUCUGAGAAAAGUGAAUUCUUUAGAAGAAAACGUUCUAAGUCAGAGGACAUGGACAAUAUACAGUCCAAACGCCGUCGAUAUUUGGAAGAGGAAUAUGAGGCAGAAUUUCAAGUAAAGAUUACAGCCAAGGGAGAUAUAAACCAGAAGCUACAAAAGGUUGUACAGUGGUUGCUGGAAGAAAAAUUGUGUGCACUGCAGUGUGCUGUAUUUGAUAAGACACUGGCAGAAUUGAAAACACGAGUGGAAAAGAUUGAGUGUAAUAAGAGGCAUAAAACAGUCCUUGCUGAACUACAGGCCAAGAUAGCCAGGUUAACCAAACGCUUUGGAGCAGCCAAAGAAGAUCUUAAGAAAAGACAAGAAAACCCACCAAACCCACCUGUAUCACCAGGAAAGUCUGUAGUUGAUGUCAUCAGCAAUAACAGUGUGCCCUACAGAAAUACAAACACGGUGAGACAGAUGUUGGAGUCCAAAAGGAAUAUAAGUGAGAGCGCACCGCCAUCUUUUCAAACCCCUGUGAAUACAGUACCUUCAACCAAUCUUGUCACUCCUCCAACAGUUGUCAGUAGUCAACCUAAAUUGCAGCCUCCAGUGACUUCAGGUUCUCUGACAGCCACGUCAGUUCUUCCUGCACCCAACACAGCUACAGUAGUUGCUUCUACUCAGGUGCCUAGUGGAAAUCCCCAGCCUACAAUCUCUUUACAGUCUUUACCAGUGAUUUUACAUGUACCUGUUGCUGUAUCCUCACAGCCUCAGCUCCUUCAGAGCCAUCCAGGGACUUUAGUGACCAAUCAACCAUCAGGCAACGUUGAAUUCAUUUCUGUACAAAGCCCACCUACAGUGAGUGGUCUUACCAAAAAUCCAGUGUCUUUGCCAUCUUUGCCAAACCCCACGAAACCAAACAACGUUCCUUCUGUGCCCAGUCCUAGUAUUCAAAGGAAUUCUCCUGCCAGUGCUGCACCGUUAGGAACAACACUUGCCGUACAGGCCGUUCCCACAGCACACUCUAUUGUCCAAGCCACAAGGACUUCUUUACCUACAGUAGGCCCCUCAGGACUCUAUAGUCCAUCAAAUAAUCGAGGUCCUAUACAGAUGAAGAUUCCAAUUUCGGCUUUUAGUACUUCAUCUCCUGCAGAACAGAGCAGCACUACCACCACAAGAAUUGAAAACCAGACAAACAAAACAGUAGAUGCUUCUGUUAAUAAGAAAGCAGCUGAUAGCACAUCACAGAGUGGAAAAGCCACAAGCAGCGAUUCAGGUGGUGUCAUUGAUCUCACAAUGGAUGAUGAAGAGAGUGGAGCUUUACAAGACUCUAAAAAGGUAAAUCACACCCCUGUGUCAACCAUGAGUUCUUCUCAGCCUUUAUCUCGACCGUUGCAACCCAUCCAGCCAGCACCGCCUCUUCAACCAUCUGGAGUGCCAACAAGUGGACCAUCUCAGACAACCAUACACUUACUACCUACAGCUCCAACCACCGUGAAUGUAACACAUCGUCCAGUAACUCAGGUGACCACAAGACUCCCUGUACCGAGAGCUCCUGCAAACCACCAGGUGGUUUAUACGACCCUCCCUGCACCACCAGCUCAGGCUCCCCUGCGAGGAACUGUUAUGCAGGCUCCUGCUGUUCGGCAGGUCAAUCCCCAAAACAGUGUUACAGUUCGAGUGCCUCAAGCAACUACAUAUGUUGUAAACAAUGGAUUAACCCUGGGAUCAACGGGACCUCAGCUCACAGUGCAUCACCGACCACCACAAGUGCAUACUGAGCCCCCACGCCCUGUGCACCCAGCACCCUUACCAGAAGCCCCACAACCACAGCGUCUGCCCCCUGAAGCUGCCAGCACGUCUCUGCCUCAGAAGCCUCACUUGAAGUUAGCACGAGUUCAAAGUCAAAAUGGCAUUGUACUGUCCUGGAGUGUUCUGGAGGUGGACAGAAGCUGUGCCACUGUUGACAGCUACCACCUGUACGCGUACCACGAGGAACCCAGUGCCACUGUACCCUCACAGUGGAAGAAGAUUGGCGAAGUCAAGGCACUUCCCCUGCCCAUGGCAUGCACUCUCACCCAGUUCGUGUCUGGCAGCAAAUACUACUUUGCAGUACGAGCCAAGGAUAUUUAUGGGCGUUUUGGACCUUUCUGUGAUCCUCAGUCAACGGAUGUGAUCUCUUCUUCGCAGAGCAGUUAAACCUUGGAGCCUUUCUCUCUUCCUCUUUCAGAGUUCUACUUUUUGGUCUUGUUUUAAUCUUGUGCAUGAUACCCACUGUAAAAUGCACAUUGUGCAAGAUUUCUUGGACCGAUGUGUAUAUACACUACAUUUGUUCAUAAUCAGAAUAAACUCAGCCCAUAAAGCAGAAUCUUUUCCUGAACAAUUCGGGCUUCAAGGUUUUGAAAUGUAAAUGUGCACCUUGCUUUAGUUUUGAGGCUGGGGUAUAUGUGUGGUGUGUGCUUUUCUGUAUUUAUAUGUUUAUUACAGUGGAAUCUCCCAUUUUCAUUCUCAAAUUUACCUCUCUUCCAGUGUGAAGUAAGUAGAUCAAAGGAUUUGAGGUAUGUAUCUGGCAUGAUUCUGCUUCUACGUGAUCUGUAGGUUUAUAGAUAGAUGAUGUAAACUGACUCUAAAUGAAACCCAAAGAAAAAAUAAAAAGCAAAAUGGUCAAAUAGUUUAAAAUAGGUUAAUUUGAACACAGGAAAAGAUCUUUUCAUAUUUUCUUUUGUCUUUUCUGGGUUGUCAGUUCGAUGAGAAAGAUGUGCAGUGGGCCCUCCCUUUUCUAAUCUGAAAUUUUUUCCAUUUAUUUUUGUGCCUUAAAGAUUAACUGCAAAAGUAAACAGGGCCAUUUUUCCAUUGUGGUUUACUCUUCUCUUGUCAACCUUUCAUCCUCAUUUCUCCUUUUUCUCCACCAAAUGUAGCACAUUUCCCUCAAGUAAAUUUUAGACCAAGGCUUUUGUAUGUAGUGACAUCAUUACAUUUAACUUGCUCUUUUCUUCCAAGAAAAUUAAUGCUUUUUAUUUCUGGUCACUAUUUAACUCUGUGUAAAGUGAACCAAAAGAAGACCACAUUGUGUAAGCCAAUUUCCCUUCAAAUAUAUUUUAGUAUCUAUGUUGCACACUGUCUUAGAGAUUAUGAAAGCAAUUCUAGUUUACCUUAUCACCCAAAGUAUACCUUAUCACCCAUAAUAUUCUUUCAAAGAAAGUAAAUAGUAAAAUUCACAAAAUACAGUGAGCUAAACUAUCAAAGGGAGAGCUCCUUUUCUUCUUUAUCCUCAUAUCAUUCUUCCUGUAUUAAUCUUUUCUUUUGAUGGUGCUAAGUUUUAUCUGAUUCACCAUAUGUCAGCUUUGGAUAGGGUUUAAAGUACAUCCUUUGGGGUCAUUUAUGUAAGAAGUGACUUUACAACUUCUGUGCAUCUCUGUUCCUCUUCAAAGUUUUAAUCAAACUUUGGUCAUGGAUUUUCUAUUUGAGUGCCAGUUAUACUGGUAUCAGGUACGUGUUGGAGUGUAGGUAGCUUAAGACAGGAGAGCUGGCGUAAUUUGGGGGAUGAGAGUGGGGUUGGCGAUGCUUGGGAAGGAGUUUAUGGAGUUUGUGGAAUACAUUUUCAAGCCAUCUUCCAUAUCAUGUUUGAAAUCAUAUUCCUGCCUUCUUAAAUAAGUUACUCAUUAAUUUAUUCUGGACUUAUAAGAGGGAACUGUCAUUUCCAUAUUAAUGCUUCUUUGUUUGCAACUUCAAUGGCUUGUAACAGGAAACAUUCUACUUGUAAAGAAACUCUCUUUAGAGACUUUUACUGGUCACUGUACUGUCAGGUUGGAUGUGAAGUUUGAUCGAUGCUGAAGAAAGCCUACAGAAUGCCAAAAGUAAAUGCUCCAAAAUCUUCCUUUUGCUUUCAGAAAAUAGACCACAAUGAGAAUUAAAAUUUCCAUGAGUCAUAUUUGCCAACCAACUAUGUAGGCGUUACUCAUUGUGGGUCUAAUGAUGAUGGUAAAGAAAUUGCCAAUGUCAUGCCAAUGAAAAAUUUUAAAGGGAGAAAUUGAUGAUCUUCUAGAUGUAUGUGAGCACCUGUCUUAUAUCUGCAUGUACAUAUGUUUUUACCUGCAAUGGUUGCAGUGUUGAUUAUGUGUUGGAGAUCAUUUCAGUCGACAGAAUAGAAAGCCCAUGUUCAAAAUUGCUCUUUAUUGACCGGUUUUAUGGUCAUGUGAUAAUUUGCUUACCUAGCCUAGAAAGCUUCCCUUGGUGAGUACUUUAUGUUUACUAAUCCUUUUUUUUUUUUAAAGCUUUCAUAGCAUUAUAUAAUCAGGUGAAGAAAGCCCAGUAUCAUGAAAAUAUUAUUUUGACCUAUACUGUGUGAUUUCUGUCAGAGAAAAAAGAAAUAACUUAAAUAGUAACCCUAAAAAAUAGAUUUACUACAGUAAAAUAAAACUUUAUUCCAAGUGGUGGAGGGAAGGUACAAAGAGAGAUUGUAAUUAUUUGAGGGAAAAGAUAUUAUACGAUGGUUUCUUUCAAUUAGUCUGCCACAGGAUUUAUAGGCAACAACUAUGUUGGAGUUACUGAUGGGUGCUAGACUUGAACUCUAGGUUUUUAUUUCAGGCAGGUUUUUUAAUGUUGAAGAGAGCUUUCUUUUUGUUUGAUUUGUUUCUUUAGAGACAGAGAAUGGAGGACUCAACUAGAAAUAGCUACUGGUCACAUAUUUUUAAUAGCAAUUCACACUUCAUGGUACCUUUUUUAAUUUCACAGUAUCUUUUCACAGAGUAUUACAAAUAAGCUUAAUAAUCCCAUUUUGGGAAUGCGAGUUUGCUACGUUUUUAGCCUGACAAUACUUGUGUAAGUAUUGCCUUAUUGGAAAUCCUGGAAACUUCUGAUACUUCAACUUGAAAUAUAGGGUGUUUAUAUGAUGUUUAAAGGUAAUGGUGAUGUUUGUUACUGUCUACUUUGCACUUUGUCAGAGUAAUUUUCACCCAAUUUUAAGUGUGAGUAAGCCUCACAUUUUAAAAUAAUAUUCUUGCCAGUACAUUUAUAAAGUAUAUACAAAGACAUCUGUUGGUAACAGGUAACUUUAUGAGGUAACUAUAUCCCUCUAUUUCUCUGGACUCACUUUUUAAAACAUGCAGAAUACUGUGUGCUAUUUAACACAGUCAAAGUUUAUGAGAGAAGUGAAGAACAGAGCUUGCUUCCUUGAAAAGUGAAUGUUUGUUGGGAUGCCAUUUGCCUCACAGACAUGUGUUCCCCACUGUCCCAACCCCCAUUGCCAGAUAAGAAAUGAAAAGUUUGAUUGAAUAAAAUGACCUCAAACAAGGAGCUUAGGACCACCUGUCAGCAGAACUCCUUAGGCAGGCUGCACCAUACAGUUUUCUUCCUGUAGCCGAUAAGUGUUAACGUGGCUUUUUUUGUUUGUUUGUUUGCUCUUUUGCUUAUAUUUUCCAAAUUAUUGUUUAUGCAGCAAGGUGUUAAUAUUGCAUGAUAUGCAUUUAUCUUGUUCCACAAAUUUUUCAUUACUGUACAAGAUUAGCAGAAUAAUGUCUGCGUUAUCCUCCUCUCUCGCUUGUAUACACUGUGAUGUUGGCACAGUACGUUACUGCAAAGACUUCCAAAUGUUCUCCCAGACUUUCCUUGUUGGGCUAUUUCAAUAUCCUGUGAUUUAUUCAUUAUUUUAGCUUUAUCAUUGACCAUUCAUUGGCCUGUUUUAUUCUGAUUUCCAGAAAGACCAUGUCCCAGUAUUAGAUUAUUGCAAAUAACUCUAUCUAAAGCCAGUGUAUAAUUCUGCCUGCCUUACUCUCUACUGGGUAAAUGAUGGCCCCUCCCCUUUCUGAAAAUUUUGGGACAAACAAAAAAAGUUAGAACAAUUCCUGUAAAGUGUUUCGUUAGUGUGGCAGGUUUAUCCAAUUCCAAAAACUUAUUUCCCUUGAGCCAGCCAAUGGGGAGGAAUAGAAUGAUACAAACACGUGUUUUGUCUUCUCAUCUUCAGUUUUAUCAUGCUAAGUUUGUCAUUCUUUUUUUUUUUUAACUUGUAGAGUCAAAUACCCACUCUUUAUAUUUAAUUGCUAUCUUAAAAAUUUUUUUUUUUUGUAAAUAAGGUAACUGGGCAAUCAAACAUCAUUUGGGGAAUCCUGGCUUUAGAAUUUUUCAGCCAUUUCAAAAUAUAAAAAUAAUUCCUUUGUAGGAAACUUGCAUCCUAAUAUUUCUUUUUACAGUUGAAAGUGUAAAUAAGAAGACAAUGUAAGACCUUCUGAUGUCUAAUAGAAACUGGGCUGUAGCAAGUUGCCCUAUUUUUAUUAGGUUUUGAAGGUUUUUGUGGGUUUUUUUUUUUUCUUUUUUAAAUGUACAGUAGAGUGGUGUCUGUAUAAGUGUUAACUGUAGUGGGAUUUUGUCCAGCAAGCCUGAAAUUUAUACUUUGAAAUAAACUACUGGGUUUUUAA
Messenger RNA from Cervus elaphus (red deer), 10884 nucleotides. RefSeq names its product activating transcription factor 7 interacting protein (gene ATF7IP). The record is from RefSeq and is a predicted model, not a curated record. Gene Ontology annotation, biological process: regulation of DNA-templated transcription. Gene Ontology annotation, molecular function: transcription coregulator activity; protein binding. The transcript has 15 exons. The coding region runs from base 2903 to 6670 and encodes 1255 amino acids. Gene Ontology annotation, cellular component: nucleus; transcription regulator complex. NCBI's taxonomy places the organism in Eukaryota, Metazoa, Chordata, Mammalia, Artiodactyla, Cervidae.